AUGAAUAACGGUCAUAGCAAAAGUUAACAAAACUACUGUGGAAACAAUAAUGAAUAUUUGUCGUUUGAAAUAGAUUAAGCUUUCCAUAAUUCGAAAGAUUUUGCUGAUUAUGAAUUGAUUGAUCACAAUAAUAAACUUUAAUUAAACUAACCAAUUCAAUUGUUAAGUAGUGGUAUAGUUGAUGAAACACAAUGUAAAUUCUUUAUUAUAUUUGUAGAGGACAAUAAGAUAAUCAAAUUCGAUGGAGUUUAAAGGAAGGAUAGAUACUGGCCUAAUUAAUAUGGUAUAUUGAGAAUUGUUAAGAAUUAAUAUGAAUUAAUAUAUAAUUUAGAAUAAUGGUACAGCAAUGAAGACAGGAUGCCUAAAUUUGAUAAAUCAAUUAAUAUUGGAUCCACUGAUUAGAUUAUUUGCUAUGAUUUUGUUUGGAUAACAAGUAAAUCUGUAAUCAUAGAUUGUAUUGAGAUGAUAGAUGAAGUAGAAACCAAUUAUUUUUAUAUAUUUCAAAUUGGAGAUUAAAUUAAAAAGUCAAAAAUACUAAAUGAUUAUCCAUACUCUAAAAACUAAGAAAGACAACUAUAUAUUCAAAGUAAGUACUUAUACAGAGUUACUAAGAAGAAUCAAUAUAAUAAUUAGAAUUAAGUGGAAAUGUUUCAAUAUAACUCUGAAACCCUUGAACUCACAAAUUUGCAACAAUAAAUAGCUAAUUUUUUAUAGAUAAUGAUUUCACUUUAUUAUAUACAGAUUACUCAAAUUUUUUAAUUUUGGAUUUCAAAUGCAGUGACACCUAUUAAUUUACUUUCCUAGAUGAUUUCCAAAAUAUUGUAUAUCUAUAACAUUAUAAUAAUGAAUGGAAUUUAGAAGUAUAAUGGUGUAAAUAUAAAAUUUUUUCCUAUGAUUUUGAUUUCUAGCAAAAAAAGUAUAUAGGAAUUGGAAAAUCAUUUUUUUAUGAAUCGUCAUAACCAAACUAUUUACUGA
This is a messenger RNA of Paramecium octaurelia, 975 nucleotides long. The record is from the annotation of a GenBank genome assembly. Lineage: Eukaryota; Ciliophora; Oligohymenophorea; Peniculida; Parameciidae.